Corylus avellana is the source of this 1584-nucleotide messenger RNA. It is a transcript of the gene ACI1, whose product is annotated as ALC-interacting protein 1. The record is from RefSeq and is a predicted model, not a curated record. Lineage: Eukaryota; Viridiplantae; Streptophyta; Magnoliopsida; Fagales; Betulaceae.
CACGCUGUCGUACUAUUAUUUUAUGCUUCAUUGUACCUUCGUUUUACUUCCUAAUCCUCCUUAACUAAAUGUUUUUGAUGACAUUUUUGAACGCUUCCUUCCUGUUGUUGUUCUAAUUUUAUAUAUAUAUUGCAAGCCAAUCUUUGCCUACCAAGGUAAUAUUCUCUCUGGUUCAAUAAUGGCUUAUUCUUCAGGCAAUGGUGAUUCAGGGUGUUUCCACAACAUGUUUCGCCGGAUUUCAUGCUUUAGGAGUCUUCCGACUCACCCAGCCGACCACAUUGUUGAGUCAAAGACAGUCAAGUCCGAGGAACAGAAGGAAAAACCAAAAGCUGCAGCAAACCCAGGAAUCGUGGCAAGACUAAUGGGCUUAGAAUCAUUGCCGGAGAACAAUUGGGUUUCAAGAAAAGGAAUCUCGGAUUCAGUUGUGCGAAGUAGGUCGGUGAAUUUUGCUGAUUAUUUGCUGGAGUUUGAUUUAACUCAAGCCCAGCAGCACCGCCGGGUUAGAACAUCGGUGUCGUUUCGGGAGGUUCCAACGUUGUCGCAUCAGCAGAAUCGUGAUUUCUUGGUUGUGUGCUUAAAUGAUGGGGAUGAAAGCACCAAGGGAAUGAGGUCGAAGGUGAGGAAAUCUGAGGUGGGUUUUGGAGAAAUGAAGCAGAGGAAGGAACAGAGGAGCAAGAACAAGGAGAGUAGGAGGGACAAAGAGGUUGUGAAGAAGACGGAGAAUCGAGGAAACAACAAGAUCUCUAAGUUAAGGGAUGAGCCUCGGAGAAUCCCCACCAAUCUAUCUUCAAAGGUUGGUAAUGGGAAGACGAAAAGUGCAUUGAAGCCGAAAAAUCAGAAGAAACUUUUCGUUGAACACAAGUUCACAAGGAAAAGAAAAGUUCAGCCUUUAGCUGUGAAAGUAGAGCCCGAAUGUGACUCUCAGAAUGCAAGUCCAGUGUCUGUUCUUGACGUAAAUGAUUCCCCGAUGCAACAAGAGAGUAAUAUAUCAGAACCUUCAAGGGCAAUGAAGCUGAAUUUAAGUCGAAAAUUUUCAGGAAGAGUUUCUUAUACUGAUGAUCUCAGAGAAGGAGCAAUGAAGAAGAAGGAUUGCGACUCUAUGGACAUCUCAGGGAAUCAAUACUACAAGGAAGUGGUGGGGAAUCUUUAUAGGUUGACAGAAAAUGAUAUUAAGGAGUCAAAUUGGAUAGCAAAGAACUUCCUUGGAUUUGAAGGCUUUGAAGAAGUCUGCAUGGAGUUCGAGCAACAAGUUCUCGAUGUACUACUGAAUCAGGUUGUUGAUGAAUUUGUGGAAAUUCCAGAGAAAAGCCAAUGAAUCUUGAAAUAGAGAAAUGAUAAUGGUGUCUUUCAAAUGUAGAGGAUAGUGCUUUUUGGUAGUAUCAGGAGAAGAUCAAAUUGAGAACUUUAAUAAGUAGAUGAUGGAUAGAAUUCAAUUAUGCAAUAUUAUUGAAAGCUUAAAUGUAAUUUACUACCCUCACAAUUCUGUAGUGCAGCCAUAUAUUGAAAUUGUAAACGGCUCUCAUCACUCCAAGUGACUACAACUCUACAAUCAUUAACUAUCUAAUAAAAUCACAGAGGUUGAUC